AUGGCUUUGAUUCAUGAGGAGAACCUUGGCCCAACAACUCAACUAGCCUCAAGACAUAAAAGAUCAAUUUACUGUAGGGCUGUACGGGCUAUGAAUGAAACACUGAAGCAAAAUCGUCUAUUGAGAGAACGAGGGGAUGAUAACUCGAUCCCCCAUUCUCAGAACAAUAUUAGUAGUGAUGCAAAUCUUCAGAAAAAUGUGUCAAAUUUCCAACUUGAUGGUCAUGAUGCCCUAUAUUCUCAUCUGCAUGACCAAUUAAAUUCACAAAAAGCAAUGUCAUUACCAUCUUCACCACAUGAUUAUAGAGGUCAGGCUUCGGAGAGAAGUGGACCGUCGAGAUACGGAGUGAAUGAUGAAAUGGAGUCAACUUGGAAUAAAGUACUGGAAUCUCCAAUGUUCAAUAAUAAACCUCUAUUACCGUAUGAAAAAUGGAAUAUUGACUUCUCUGAAUUGACUGUUGGAACUCGAGUAGGGAUUGGUUUCUUUGGAGAAGUUUUCCGUGGCAUAUGGAAUGGCACAGAUGUUGCAAUCAAGGUUUUUCUAGAGCAAGAUUUAACUGCUGAAAAUAUGGAAGAUUUUUGCAAUGAGAUAUCUAUUCUGAGCCGACUCCGACAUCCUAAUGAUAUAGUAAUCGAUGGAAGUGAAUCUGAAUUGUUUUCUUUUAUUGUUUCAAACAGAUCUGUUAUUUAUUUAGUGAUGAAAUUAUAUGCAGUUAUCUUGUUUCUCGGUGCAUGCACAAAGCCUCCACGCUUGUCAAUGGUUACAGAAUAUAUGGAAUUGGGAUCGUUGUAUUACUUGAUACAUUUGAGCGGUCAAAAGAAAAAGCUUAAUUGGCGGAGAAGAAUAAGGAUGAUACGUGACAUAUGCAAGGGUUUGAUGUGCAUACAUCGAAUGAAGAUUGUUCACCGUGAUCUGAAAAGCGCAAAUUGCCUGGUGAAUAAGCAUUGGACUGUGAAAAUAUGUGAUUUUGGGCUUUCAAGAAUAAUGACAGAAUAUCCAAUGAGAGAUUCUUCCUCGGCUGGAACUCCAGAAUGGAUGGCACCUGAGCUCAUUCGAAACGAACCAUUCACAGAAAAAUGUGAUAUCUUUAGCCUUGGGGUGAUAAUGUGGGAACUCUGCACCUUGAGCAGACCAUGGGAUGGAGUACCAGCUGAGAGGGUAGAACAUUCAACACGUCUGUACAUGUUGCGUGAUAGUUUCUAUAUCAGUCACGUGCUUCAUUCUAAAAUUUCCUUUUUUUUCUCUGCUCACCAGGUGGUUUAUUCCGUUGCACAUGAGGCUUCCAGAUUGGAAAUACCAGAAGGCCCUCUAGGAAGGCUGAUUUCAGGUCAGCAACUUUCCUUUAUUGUUGGGCAGAAUCUCACGAGAGGCCAAGUUGUCAGGAAAUUCUUUCCCGUUUGGUGGACAUCGAGUACUCCUUGUGCUGAAGCAAUAUCUUUGUACAUAGAAAACUUUGGGUAG
This is a messenger RNA of Sphenostylis stenocarpa, 1461 nucleotides long. NCBI's taxonomy places the organism in Eukaryota, Viridiplantae, Streptophyta, Magnoliopsida, Fabales, Fabaceae. The record is from the annotation of a GenBank genome assembly.